AUGCAAGCAGCCAAUCGUCUUCAAAAAUCCCUCAAAGCGAGCUCCCCUGCCUAUGGGGGAUGGCAGAUGCUUCCGGGAACAAAUCUCACCCGAGUGAUCUGUCGUGCAUCAACCAACAUGGAUUGGUUGCUCGUCGACCUGGAGCAUGGAAACAUAUCAGAUGACUCCAUGCACGAGAUUGUGGCAGCAGCAGCGGCAUGCGGAGUCUCACCCGUUGUUCGUGUUGUUGAUGGGCAAGACUGGAUGAUCAAGCGUGCACUAGACUCUGGUGCGCAUGGCAUUCUAGUACCUGUCUUGGAAACUGUGCAAGAUGCGAGAAAUGUGGUAAGAGCUUCCAAGUUUCCACCCAUGGGAACGAGAGGGUUUGAGCCUCUACUCGCGGUGGAAAAGUUCGUUGAGCAACACGCUCAUAGUGGUUAUGUGAAGGAGCUCUCUGGAAGAGAAUACCUGGAACAAGCAAACGACUCGCUUGUUAUUGCUGUCCAAAUUGAAACGCAACUCGCUCUUGAAAAUGUGAAGGAGAUUGCAAUGGUGCCGGGCAUUGACGUCUUAUUCGUGGGCCCUUUCGACCUUGGCGUGAGCAUCGGUCACCCAAUCGUUGGGGGGGAAAUGGAUGAAACACUUGAGCUCGCGAUUCAGUCAGUCCAAGAAGCGGCAAGUGAUGCAGGAAUAACGGCGGGUAUCUACUGUGACAGUGGCAGAGAUGCAAAGGGGUGGGCCGCUAAGGGAUUCCUCAUGAACAGCGUGAUGACAGACAUGAUUGGACUUCGAGAGGCGGUUAGCCAGUCAUUCAACUCCGCCAAGUAA
This is a messenger RNA of Penicillium olsonii, 807 nucleotides long. The record is from the annotation of a GenBank genome assembly. NCBI's taxonomy places the organism in Eukaryota, Fungi, Ascomycota, Eurotiomycetes, Eurotiales, Aspergillaceae.